ACCCCGGGCACUGAGCAGGAGAGUCCUCGCCAACCUCUUUCCCUUUCUUCUUCUUCUUCUUCUUUUGCUUCAAUCCAAUUCACUAACCCCAACUCUCCCACACAACCGCCGCACACCCGUCGCCGCCGACCGCCGAAUUGACCACGUGUCACUAAACCUCUCUAAAACCCUCCCCCUAACCCCUUCCGCCUAUAUUUUCCGCCACUUCCUUUUUUCCAUGUUCGAAGAGGCCGAGGCGUAGGCAUGGCCGGAGACGCGGCUUUGGCGCGAAGCUCCCCCGUUGGGGAUUGGAUUCCGGCUGACGAUGUUUUGCUCAAGAACGCCGUUGAGGCCGGUGCUUCAUUGGAAUCACUUGCUAAAGGCGCCGUUCAUUUUUCUCGGAGGUUUACCGUGCAAGAACUGCAAGAACGCUGGUACUCUAUCCUAUAUGAUCCAGUUGUGGCUGAAGAGGCUUCUGCUCACAUGACUGAGUUUGAGUGUUCCACUCCAAAUUUUGCAACAAAGUUUAAUAGAUUAGGAAGUUCAAAAGAGAACACAUGUGUCCCUGGAAAGAGAAAAGCUGAAAGUGUUCACAGUAGUUACCAUGCUCUGCGUAAAAGGAUCUGCAGUGAGCCAUUUGACUCCAUGGACCUCAAUUUUAUGCUUACUCCCAACGGCAGUAACUAUAUUGUAAAUGGAGAUGAGCCUCUAAAUGAACACGUCAUGACUGGAGGUCCAAUCCCGAAUCAUUUUGGACUUGACGGACCAGAUUUGGAUAGUACUUUGCAUCAUACCUUUCCACACAAUCUGAUGCAUGAUAGCACUGCUAUUGAUGGUAUUGAAAUUGUGAAUGCAUUUCAGAUUGGAGGAUUUCAGAAGGCUACUGAAGAAGAUUUUUUAGUUGAGCAAGAUAAUCUACAUGAAGAAAUUACUUACAUUGAAGACAAUUUGCCUAACACAAGGAAUAAAUCUGAGGUGAACGAAUUCUACCAACCAAAUGAUUUGCCAGAUUGCAGCAUCUUCAGUGCUGGUGUUUUAGGAAUGGAACCUCCCUGUUCACUUGAUCAAAUUAAUAAUGACAAGGUAAAUAUGUGUUCCCCAUUUGAAGGGAAUCAGGUUUUUAAUCUAACUGCUUCAGAAAGUAGUUCGUCAUUUCAUGACUUGGAGUAUUCAACUCAACUUCCUGAACCACAUAUCUGGAGCAGAGAUCCAGCAACUUCCAUGCCAUUUGAUGUUGGUGACAGAGAGAAUGAUACUUGCACCAGAGAUUCGUUUGAACCUUUUGACGAUAUUAGUGCCAAGAACACUGCAAAUUCAGGGUAUGAUGUUGACCUGGGGAAGGAAGUCAGUGCUGGUGAUUUCAAGAGUCCGGGUAUUUCUGAAGAUUAUUUGGCAGAAUUGUCCAAUUCCCUUUUAAACUUUACAAACGAGGAAGAACUCAUGUUCAAAGAUGAGAUUGAUAAGUCCUACUAUGACGGUCUGAGCUCACUUUUGAUGAGCUCUCCAAUGGAUGAUGUUGAAGAACACAUGAUUGAUCUAAUUCAGCCUGGGACAUCUAUGACCCUAAUGUACCCUAUGAAUCCCUCUUGUGCAGAUCCUGCUGUGGCAGAUGACAUAAGAGGGUCCAUUACUGGUGAUAUGAAUUUUCAUCCAGAGACGAUGAUGCAAUCAUUUCCAACAGCUUCAAAUUCUCAGUUUCCUGAAUAUAAAGACGGAGUUGUAUGUUGCACAUUGAAUACUGAGGUAUGGGAAAUUCCAUGCAAUGAUGACGUGUUUCUUCUCAAGCAUGUGUCAUUGUCAUCAAUUUCCUGUAAAGUAAAUGAAUCCAGUAAGCCGAAGCCGAAAUGUUCAUCUGUUAAGGAUCUCACAGUUGAUCAAAUUAAGGGUGAUACUGGGACAUGCUUUAUGCAAAAAGAACAAAGGAAUUGCGGAAAAUCUCUAAGAUCUUCUCCAGCUAAUGGAUCACAUGGUACAAUAGAGAUGAGUUCAAAAUCACCUGUUUGUAACAUUGAGCUGCCGGAGAUUGACCCUGUCGAUGUGCCUUCAACAAGUGCAUGUCAUGUCAGUAGUAAUUGGGGUCAAAUUGAUUCGGCUGAAGCAAUCACAAAUCCUCUUCCUGGAAUUAUGGAGGAAGACAUUAGAGAAUUCUCACGUCUUGAUCAUGAUUGUGUUGGAAGCUAUCCUCAGCCAUAUGCUACUGAAUCUAAUUUGGAACCUGAUGCAUCAGGUACAAUUAGAGAUCAUCAAUCAUUACCUGCAGAAGUUACGCAAAUGGAUAAUGCUGUCUCAGAACCAGAUGUAAAUCCAAUUACACCAGAUUUUGAGGGUCUUCUUGAAAGUGAUGAUGAUAUACCAUGUUGUUCAGAUAUAGAGGCAAUGAUACUUGACAUGGAUUUGAAUCCAGAUGACCAAGAAUUGUAUUCUGGUGAGGAAGUCUUAAGAUAUCAGGGCGAGGACACUAAGAGAGCAAUCAUGAGAUCGGAGCAGGGUGCUUAUUCGUAUAUGCAAAGAGCCAUUGCAUCUCACGGAGCAUUUGCAGUAUUGUACGGGCGCCAUUCGAAGCAUUAUAUUAAGAAGCCUGAGGUGUUACUGGGCAGGACAACAGAAGAUCUUAUUGUUGAUAUCGAUUUGGCAAGAGAAGGGCGUGGUAAUAAAGUGUCUCGGCAACAGGCAAUAUUAAAGAUGGAUAGAGAUGGAUCUUUCCUUCUGAAAAAUCUUGGGAGCUGUUCAAUCUCAGUAAAUAGCACGGAAUUAACCCCUGGACAGAAUCUACGCCUUAGUUCCAGUUGCUUGAUAGAGAUACGGGGAAUGCCAUUCAUAUUUGAAAUGAACCAAACUUGUGUGAAGCAAUAUCUAGAUAGCGUACCUCAAGGUUAGAAGAAGACUACAUCCACUUAGGUCGAUGAAGGUUCCAUGAAUGUGAUGCAUGCAGAGGACAAAUUUUUCAGCACCUCUUGGGCUCCCUACUCCCUAGUUGAUUAACCACUAUUUUUUCCUUUUUCUUUUUCUUUUUCUGUUUUGUAUUACUUCUGUAACUACUGCUGAUCAGCUAGGUCUUUCUUUUAACCUCCAUGUAACAACAGAGAAGACGCCUGUUGAAGGCUGGGAUUGCAAUAGAAGCCAUUUUUGUUCUUAUGUUCACUUCUCUAAUCUAUGCUGUUUAUGUUUGGGAAUUGAGGUGUG
Molecule: messenger RNA, 3162 nt
Organism: Argentina anserina (silverweed cinquefoil)
Lineage: Eukaryota; Viridiplantae; Streptophyta; Magnoliopsida; Rosales; Rosaceae
Exons: 7
Coding region: 244-2856 (870 amino acids)
Biological process (GO): positive regulation of transcription by RNA polymerase II
Cellular component (GO): MLL1 complex; Ino80 complex; NSL complex
Molecular function (GO): G-quadruplex RNA binding; protein binding
Source: RefSeq, a predicted model, not a curated record